CAAGUUGAACGGAAGUGCGAUUGCGCACGUAUCUCCCUUUUGAACAUUGUUGGAAUUGAUCAACAUCUAUUGCUUCAAUCGAUCUCUUAACAAAUGCCAAAUUGGGCAAAUAACAUUUACCAUAGUGUGAGAAAUUGAUAUUAACGGAUUGUUUAUUGCACAUUGGCUCGAGAUUUGUAGGCUAUUUACUUAAUCACAGAGAAUAUUGGCUGAACAAGAUGGCCAGCUGCAAUUUUCAGGCGCAGUUGGUCUCCUUCAUGGAGGUUUUAGCUAAAGCAGCUGUAGCAGAAAUAAACCAACGUGUAGAUGAUAGCUGUGCUGUUAUACGUUUGGAAAUGACCCAAAGCCAGCGAGAUAUUGGCAUACUGAAAAGGAAGUGUCAAGUGAUGGAGAGCGAGCUGAAGAAAACACAACGAGUCAGGAGAAAAGGUUUUUACCCCAUGGCAUCAGAGAGAUCUUCAUAUCCAGUCAAGAUUGUUUUGAACAGGCAGAGGAGUAGCUCACAGUGCAGAGAUGAAGAGCUGGCUGUUGAAGAAGACUCUCAACCCCAGCCUACAGAUGUGGAGCAGAGAGUGGAGACUGAACCCAUACUGAUCAAAGAUGAGGAGACAGCAGAGGAUGUGUGGAAGACUGACCCUCAGGAAGAGCUCAGGAUCACUGGAGAGGAGUCUGGUUCCAAGCCUGGGAAACCACCAUCCUUUGAGCAACGGCACUGUGAUGAGGACUUCAUCACACAACCCAAUAUAUCUCCCAGAGACUCCGUGGAACAUUACCCCAAUUCUGAUCGUCCAGAGGAACCAGGAACACCCCGGCUCGCAUCUACAGAGGUGUUCAGUACAGAGCAGCACCGGCCAGACGAGGACGACGACUCAUUAGACCUAGUGAUGGUGAAGGAUGAGAAAGAGGAGGAGUUAGAUCAGACCACGGUCCUGACAGGAUCUGACCAGUUUGUUAUGGAUGAGUCUGAUGGGCAGCUGUGGACCUCUGUGGGUCCAGGCAGAGACACUGACCCUGAUGGCCACCCAGAUUUCUCCUUUCAUUCCACAGAAGAGUACUCUCAGAAUAUCUCAAUGGUCCCAUCUCAUAGUGGGCUGCCAUCUGUUCCUACUAUGACAGAUGAAGUAGGGCCAUCGCUUCACUCUUCUAUAUGGAAACCACAUGCUAACAUGUUCAGUGCAGCAAAACACAUGACAAGACGUGUCAGGACAUUGGCUGAUGAGACUAGACAACAGAUGCCAGAGGGACAGAGCAGUGAGAUGCUGAACUCAAGUAAUGAAGGAAAUAGUUUAGCUCUACAGCCAAGGCAGCAUCAAUACAGGGCUUCAGAAGCAACAGUGAGAUUGAGUGAGUGCAUGACAGGGUCAAACAUGGCCACCACCUCCACCUUCUCUGGAUACAGCCUGAGUCACAGUAGUUUUAACAUGGUGAAGAGAAUGAGGACUCAGUGGAGAUCAGGCAGCACCACCGAGAGGCGUUUCAGCUGCACCUUCUGUGGUAAGAGCUUCCAGCGUUUCAGCGAGCUCAAAGUACACCUCCGGAGUCACACCGGAGAGAAACCGUACACCUGCGAACAGUGUGGCAGGAGUUUUACCCAGCAGUGCAACUUGAUCAGACAUGCUCUGGUCCACACCGGGGAGAAGCCCUACAAGUGCACACAGUGUGGGAAAUGCUUCACCCAGCGCUCCAAAAUGAAGUCACAUCAAAGAACUCACAUAGGAGAGAGUCCAGUGUCUCAAUACGGGGCACCCACAUACCCUGGGGAUCCACACACAAGUUUAAUGUUGUCUCAGACUAGAUGGAACAAAUAGUUCAUAAUCAUAUCAUUUUUCUUUAACACUUUCUAUGUGAAAAUGUGGUACAGAAAGUAUUUUGAGACAUGUUGAUAAGCUUUUUCUUCCAAUUGAUUUGUGAAAUGAUUUUCAUGUUUGACUCUUGUCUGCUCCUCGUUUUCAUUUUAACAACUUAUUUACAACUGGUAACAAUGUGUAUUUCUACCACAAAAUCAUAAAACCAUAUUAUAUUCAAUCAAACUGAUUUAAUGAAAGAGUCAAUCUGCGCUUUUAGAUCAAUAAUACAGUGCCUUUGGAAAGUAUUCAGACCCCUUGACUUUUUCCACAUUUUGUUAGGUUACAGCCUUUUUCUAAAAUUGAUUAAAUUAAAAAAGAAAUCUCAGCAAUCUACACAAAAUACCCCAUAAUGACAAAGUGAAAACAGAUUUUUAGAUUUUGCAAAGUAAAAUAAAAAAUAAAAACAGAUACCUUAUUUUUAUAAGUAUUCAGACCUUUUUCUAUGUUACUCGAAAUUGAGCUCAAGUACAUCCUGUUUCCAUUGACUAUCCUUGAGAUGUUUCUACCACUUCAUUGGAUUUCACCUGUGGUAAAUUCAAUUGAUUGGACAUGAUUUGGAAAGGCACACACCUGUCUAUAUGUCCACAGUGGACAGUGCAUGCCAGUGCAAUAACCAAGCCACAAGGUUGAAGGAAUUGUCCGUAGAGCUCCGAGACAGGAUUGUGUCGAGGCAUAUAUCUGGGGAAGGGUACCAAAACAUUUCUAAAGCAUUGAAGGUCCCCAAGAACACACUGGCCUCCAUCAUUCUUAAAUGGAAGAAGUUUGGAACCUCCAAGACUCUUCCUAGAGCUUGCCGCCCGGCCAAAGGGAGGUGACCAAGAACCCGAUAGUCACUCAGAGUUCUAGAGUUCCUCUGUGGAGAUGGGAGAACCUUCCAGAAGGACAACCAUCUCUGCAGCACUCCACCAAUCAGGCCUUUAUGGUAGAGUGGCCAGACGGAAGCCACUCCUCAGUUAAAGGCACAUGACAGCCCGCUUGGAGUUUGGCAAAAGGCAUCUAAAGACUCUCAGACCAUGAGAAACAAGAUUCUCUCGUCUGAUGGAACCAAGAUUGAACUCUUUGGCCUGAAUGCCAAGCGUGACAUCUGGAGUAAACCUGGAACCAUCCCUAUGGUGAAGCAUGGUGGUGGCAGCAUGCCUUGGGGAUGAUUUUCAGCGACAGGGACUGGGAGACUAGUCAAGAUCGAGGCAAAGAUGAACGGAGCAAAGUACAGAGAGAUCCUUGAUGAAAACCUGCUCCAGAGCGCUCGGGACCUCAGACUGGGGUGAAGGGUCAACUUAUAUUAGGACAACGACCCUAAGCACACAGCCAAGACAACUAAGGAGAGGAUUUGGGACAAGUCUCUGAAUGUCUUUGAGUGGCCCAGCCAGAGCCCGAUCUCUGGAGAGACCUGAAAAUAGCUGUGAUGCAACACUCCCCAUCCAACCUGACCGAGCUUGAAUGGAUCUGCAGAGAAGAAUGGGAGAAACCCCCCAAAUACAGUUGUGCCAAGCUUGUAGCGGCAUACCCAAGACGACUCGAGGCUGUAAUCACUGCCAAAGGUGCUUCAACAAAGUACUGAGUAAAGGAUCUGAGACCUUAUGUAAAUGUCAUAUUUCAGUUUUUAUAUUUGAUAAAUUAGCUACAAUUUCUAAAACUGUUUUUGCUUUGUCAUUUUGGGGUAUUGUGUGUAGAUUGAUGAGGGGAAAAACGAUUUAAUACAUUUUAGAACAAGGCUGUAACGUAACAAAAUGUGGAAAAAGUCAAAUGGUCUGAAUACUUUCCAAAGGCACUCUAUAUAGGAGCCAUUUAGAAUGUGUUGUCUAGUUAGUAUUUGACUAUCUGGGAUGUCACUUCUUGCCACAAGGGACAGUCAUAUCAGGUCAAGUUAAUAACUAAAUUAAUUUGGAUUUUCUGAGUUAUAUUUUGAAGUUACUAUGCUGCCUUAAAAUGCCUUAUGUAGUCUCAAAACUAGGCAAUAAAAUAUUUAUUUCAGUCAAAUAGGCUAUACAUGUUCAUACAACUUUACAUUUUACAUCUGGAAACUACACUUUUACUGUGAACAUUGUCUAAACUGACACCACUGAUCAUCUUAAUCGAGGCUCAUUACAUAUUGUAGAUGGCUAAAUAGAUUAGAGAAAUAGAUUGAUAUGAUUGGUAGUUUGUAUGAUUUACUGGUUCAAUGAUUUGUCAAUCAGCAGAGGCGGAGAUAAUUAGGGAGAUGUAUAGAGAGAACGCAAGAGAGAAAGAGAGAGUAGGAAGUCAACAGGGGAAGAUUAGGUGUUUCUUGCAUUAUCACUUGCUGCUGCUUGGUUGUGCUGGUGCAGAGUGAAGGUAGGAACAGUCUUAACUCUCUUUCUUAUUCUUUGUUUUUACCUCAGUCACCCCGGAACUUGUGAGGAGUAACAAUGACAGUGUGUUAGGGGUGGGAUGGUCCGGGGUCAGGGGUAUAAAGCGGUGGGGUCAGGCUCAGAGGCUUCAUGUUCUACAACAGGCCUGUAGUCAAGAUAACAUCAAAUUCAAUUGACUUCCACUGUAGUGAGAGGGCCAAAAUGUCAGCAGGAGGAGAGGGCCUCUAUCAGUCACAGAGAACAGCCAGAGCCGUGGUUAGGGGUGUCGGGGUGUCCAUCAGCAUACUCAUACACAUUUUGAUACAUAUUGUGAAUGGAGUUUUAUAGUUACGAGGUGACAUCUCGCUCCUUGCAUACCUUCAAAAAUGAUUCGGCAAUCAUCAUUUUUUCAAAAGUGUUUUGACCAUAAUCUUAAACAAUAAAUGACGUUUGACUAAAUAAAAAUCCACCGCUGUCGAACCUUUUAAAAUGUCUUUAGAAAUGUCUCCUAUGUUUCCAUUACACGUCACAAUGUUGCGACAUUGCUUUUGUCGAAUAAACCUGGGUCAAUGGAAUCCUGUCUAUUGUAUACACACACAGACACACAUGCAAUCAUAAUUCACUUACUCUCACAAAGAUACAGGCAACAGCCAAAGUAAUGGAAACACUUGAGUAAAUGAGGGACACAAAAGUAUAUUGAAAACAGGUGUGGUUCCUGUGUUAAUUAAGCAAUAAACAGCCCAUCAUGCCUAGGGUUAUGUAUAAAAAUGCGGAACAGGACAUUGUUUUGGCUACCAUGGCUGUGCCCCAUAGGAUGACAAUGACCUCAUCCAUAGGGCACAAAUGGUCACGGAAUGUUUGAUGAGCAUGAAGACGAUGUAAACCAUAUGCCAUGGCCGUCUCAGUCACCAGAUCUCAACCCAAUUAUGGGAGAUUCUGGAGCGGGGCCUGAGGCAGCCUUUUCCACCACUAUCAAUAAAAACAACAAAUGAUGGAAUUUCUCAGGGAGGAAUAGUGUUACAUCCCUCCAAUAGAGUUCAAGACUGCAGAAUCUAUGCCAAAGUGCAUUGAAGCUGUUCUAGCUCGUAGUGGCUCAACGCCCUAUUACAACACUUUAUGUUGGUUCUUCCUUUAUUUUGGCAGUUACCUGUAUAUCAGUACUACUGUACUGUUAUGCAUAUUCUCUCGUGCAGCUCAAUCAACACUACUUGCUCUCUUCUACACACUAUCUAAUAUGCAAUACUCUUUAUAUCUAAUACCUUCACUUAUAUAUGUACAUGCCUUUAAAAACCAAAGAGAAGGACCUCAAUGUAAAUCAGCAAUAAUUCAUGUAUUAUGCAAUAGUUACUUGAAAUAUACAAUGAAAUUCAGUUUAUUUGAAGGUUCUAUGAAACUAGUUUUGUUUCCCAACUGUGUGUCAAAUAAGUUAUAUCCCCUUUCAAUCCUUUAAUAAAUACCAUACCACA
Messenger RNA from Oncorhynchus nerka (sockeye salmon), 5622 nucleotides. Its product is annotated as zinc finger and SCAN domain-containing protein 2-like. Lineage: Eukaryota; Metazoa; Chordata; Actinopteri; Salmoniformes; Salmonidae. The record is from RefSeq and is a predicted model, not a curated record. Gene Ontology annotation, biological process: regulation of transcription by RNA polymerase II. The coding region runs from base 219 to 1808 and encodes 529 amino acids. The transcript is spliced from 4 exons. Gene Ontology annotation, molecular function: RNA polymerase II cis-regulatory region sequence-specific DNA binding; DNA-binding transcription factor activity, RNA polymerase II-specific.